Messenger RNA from Sclerotinia sclerotiorum 1980 UF-70, 237 nucleotides. RefSeq lists its product with no specific name. The transcript is spliced from 2 exons. Lineage: Eukaryota; Fungi; Ascomycota; Leotiomycetes; Helotiales; Sclerotiniaceae. Bases 1 to 237 code for a protein of 78 amino acids. The record is from RefSeq and is a predicted model, not a curated record.
AUGGUCCAUCAACGUGUUCGUAGUUGGUCACCAAUGUCGGAAUUAGAGGCUGAGAGACCAAGUAUCUUGGAGAAGAGGAAAAAGAUGAAACAUCCGGUGGCGAUAGAAGAUAGCGUUGAGACCGCACCGAUUACUAGUUUGGAGUUGUUAGGAAAUGCGAAGAUGAGAAAUCCAGACAUCUUCGAAGGUGGUCAAACUAGUUCCGCCAAUGGAAUUGGUAGUGCGGAUAUAUUUUGA